CAGUCGCAUCUGGUUUCCACCCCUCUUCUCUUGGCAAGAGGGAAGAAAUGAGAACGUUCGUGGUAAUAUGGGUGACUCUUGGUUUCAUUGGUUUAUCUUCUACCAAGACGUCGGUGAACAUCCUGACGUCCUCGAACAGUGUCGACAAACUCAAGGAGGACGAUAUAUUAAACGUGUUCUCGCACAACAAGAGCGACACGACCAAGAAUUUCACCUUCGUUGAGCUUAUCAACAAACUCGGCAAUUACACGAUCGAUUCGCAAAAAAAUGUAUGGAACGACGAUCGGCUAAAAACGCACCACACGAAUCCGUACUACGACGAUUUUUCCGAGAUAAUCGAUCACGAGGCUCGCAGACUCCUUCAAAUUCUUCCCGCUUACGAUCCCGGCGCGGGAAACGUCAGCGCGGAAUGCAAACGACACUCGGAUAUUUUUCACGCGGAACUCGCCAAGUUCACGCUCUGGGCUCUCAAAAUGUAUGACGCAACCGCGAAAAUGCCUUCUGGCCUGUUGAAUGGUAAUGUGAAUCAAUUUGGCGACUUUGACGAGUGUGUCGGCGUUAGAGGAAAAGAUGGGAUUCAAGGACAAUAUUGCCUGGCGACCUUGCAGCUGGACAUCGACCACUCCCGGCCUGAUCUCAAAUACCUGCAUCGUCUUCUGCACUCGCACUACUCGUUUCGCAACAACAUGACCGAUCCGGGUCAUAGGGUGCCACGUUUCACCUCCGUUCACUGGGCCGUGUGCGCACCGGCGUCGUGUACAGCUCAAGACGUGACGGCUUCCUUUCAACAUGCGAUCUCGACGUACACGGCUCAAACCGGCCUGAAGAUCAAACUGAACGUAAACGCGGACAUGUGCCAGGUGAAGAACGAAUUCGUUCCGACAAAAGGUUUCGUUGCUGUUAGUCUCUUCUUCGUCGCCAUAUUCGUCCUGAAUCUCACGGCCACGUUCUGCGAUCAUUACGAAAUACCGACGAGCAAGUUGUUAUCGUCGUUCUCUCUGAAACGCAACGUUCGGAAGCUCUUCUCGCUGGAGAGACCCAAGAACGACAUAGAAUCGCUUCACGGUAUCCGAUUCCUGAACAGCUAUCUACUGAUCUUAGCUCACAAGAGUCUGGCGGUAUUUUUCUUGCCUUACGUCAAUCGGACUUACAUGAGCGAGUCUUUAGGUUCUCGAUGGAGCGUCUUAGGAAGAGCGGCUAGUCUUUAUACCGAUCCGUUCAUCAUGCUAUCAGGUCUGUUAACAACGUACUCGUUUGUAGGAAGAUUGACGAGAUCCGGUACCCUAGACGUCAAGAACGAAUAUCUGUCUCGCUUGCUGAGAAUAAUGCCAAGUUUGGGAGUAUUGAUAUUGUUUUGCACGUACAUAAUGCCGCACAUCGGAUCCGGACCGCUCUGGCCGGUUGUUGUAAAUAGGCAUGCGAACAUUUGCAAACAAACGUGGUGGCGGAAUUUCUUGUUUAUCCACAAUUACUUUGGGUUCGAAAAUAUGUGUCUCACGCAUACGCAUCAUGUGGGAAUAGACACGCAAUUAUUCGCGAUAUCGCCGCUAAUGGUAUUACUGUUGUACAAAAAACCAAAAUUCGGCGCUAUCAUACUCGGCGCGAUAGUCGCGAUAUCCACGAUAUUGAGAUUUUACGUCACGUAUAUCAAACGCCUCAACAAUUACGUGUACUUCAGCUCGUCAAUACGACAGUUGUUCGACACCGCCGAUUAUUCUUACACGCUACCGUCGCACAGACUGACCGUCUACAUUAUGGGCGUUUUUGUGGGUUAUUUGCUCCAGAAUAUACCCAAGAAUUACAAAAUGAGCAAAACAACUCUCUAUACAGGCUGGACCGUGUCCACCUUGAUGUUCUUGAUAUCCUUUGUCGAGCCGUCCAAGAUGGGAUGCAUCAAUUAUGUGUACGAUCCGUUACACGCGGCCAUGUAUAACGCGUUCUCUCCAAUCCUGUGGUGCAGUUUCUUCAUUUGGGUGAUAAUAACCCAACACACCGGCAACUCGAACGGGUUCCUGAUCAGAUUCUUCUCGUGGCGAGGAUUUCUUUUCACCACUAAGAUUAGUUACGCCGUUUACUUAACGCAAUUUCCAAUAUUCUUCUAUAGCGUCGGACAAACCCGUACCGCGGGAACUUACGCGUUCUUCUCAACAAUGAUAAAUCUUCAAGAGGUAGGAUGCAUUUUUGUGAUAUCCACAGUUUUCACACUGCUGUUCGAAAUGCCAUUCCAGAAUAUGAAAUAUUUGUUGAAAGCGUCGCAAGAUGAUACAACGAAAAAGACGUCGAAAGUAGAGUGAUGAUGAUUUUGUUGUCUCGAUUCGAGCAUAGAUACACGUGACUGCGAUCAAAUGUUUUGGCUCGACCGCGUAACAAAACAAAACUGAUCGAGAAUUUUGUAUAUACUUGUUUUUAUUACUUUUUAAUAAAUUAAGAUAAGUCAGCGCGUAUAGAACAACACACGACAUGAAUUAUUACAGUCAAGAUGUAAUCAAAUGUUCGCAAUAAACAGAUAUUAUCUCUCUUUUACACGUAAUGCGUAACUCAUUUAUUUUCGCUUAUUUCAUGGGUUAAUAUACUUGUUUAUUUUUGCUCAUUUCAUGUGGGUUACAUAUACUUGAUUCAAAACACAUUAUAUAACUUAAUAUUAAUUAUACAUCUAUAUAUAAUCUCCCUCGCAAGAGAAAUGGAGAAGAUAUUGUAUAUUAUCACAAUACAAUCUAUACAUAGAUAAAGAAAUAAAAUUUAAAUAUAAUCUCUAUCAUAUACAUGUUUCAAACUCCACAAAAAAAAAACGAAUUUUUGUCUUGCCACAAUUGUCAAAAAAAUUGGCAUAACGCUUUCACAUUUACUAAAUUUAGAAACACUCGAUAUUUUUAAUUUCGCGCGUUGUGUGUGGAUUUUCUUGCUGCGCGCGUAAGUCGUCGAUCCAAAUAGGAGCAGGUUAAUUGUAAUUAUUUCAUAAAAUAAUCACACACUUCGAACAUAUUCAGCAAAUGUGAAAGCAUUAACGUCUCUUUACACACGUAACAAUAGCAAUAGGUAUUAAAUUUUAUCUAACAAAACAAAUGCAUGUAUAUAUUAAUUAAUCAAAUAGUAUUACGUAUAUAACGUGGCGUUAUAGUGGCUCGUAAUAACCGUUACCAUGUAUUUACAUUAACUAUGUAUAUCUAUAGAAAUCACGCUUGUGUCACUGCACACACAUCUUCCUUUUUCAAAAUUCGAAAACAAAUAAAAUGAACGUAUAUAAAAAUUAUCGCUUUGAAUCAUUUGAAUGUCAAACAAAAACGAUACAUGUGUAAAAAAUAACUUAGAAAAACUCAAUUUAAAAAAUAAAUUUUUUCUAUGUAUAACAUCGAGAAUGUGCAUUGAUGCAAAACAUCGCAUUGACAAUAAUAUUAUAUCGUUCGAUCCCUCUAUAAUCGUAAUAAUAAUUAUUCACUCAAAAAAGUUCGGUUGACACAGCUGAUACACACGUAUGCUUUGUAACAGACGGACGUGAGAAAAGAAAAAUUAACACUGAGGCUGUUUUUUGUUCUGAAAAAUGAGAAA
Molecule: messenger RNA, 3546 nt
Organism: Pseudomyrmex gracilis
Lineage: Eukaryota; Metazoa; Arthropoda; Insecta; Hymenoptera; Formicidae
Product: nose resistant to fluoxetine protein 6-like
Exons: 13
Coding region: 48-2294 (748 amino acids)
Molecular function (GO): acyltransferase activity, transferring groups other than amino-acyl groups
Source: RefSeq, a predicted model, not a curated record